This is a messenger RNA of Ostrea edulis (European flat oyster), 1268 nucleotides long. RefSeq names its product tyrosine-protein kinase ITK/TSK-like. Gene Ontology annotation, biological process: protein phosphorylation; cell surface receptor protein tyrosine kinase signaling pathway; positive regulation of kinase activity. Gene Ontology annotation, cellular component: signaling receptor complex. The transcript is spliced from 11 exons. Gene Ontology annotation, molecular function: transmembrane receptor protein tyrosine kinase activity; ATP binding. The coding region runs from base 102 to 1253 and encodes 383 amino acids. NCBI's taxonomy places the organism in Eukaryota, Metazoa, Mollusca, Bivalvia, Ostreida, Ostreidae. The record is from RefSeq and is a predicted model, not a curated record.
AUACAUCUGUCAAAUUCACACACAACGUGAAAUGCAUAGAAGCUGCAGUAGACAUUUUUCCAACCCUCACUGUCGGAUAGAAAAGGAACCCACGGAAAGCUAUGACGUCGAACACAUCUAUGAUUUAUUCCCAAAUAAUAAGUCAGGAUGGUGAAAUAACUCCGACAGAACAAUUGGGUAUCGCUAUAUUUGUAUGUUUGAUACUUUUCUUCCCGGGGGUACUGGUGUGCAAGAAGUAUCGCAAAUGGAGAAUACGGAAGCAGACGAAACAUCAUUUGUCGCCUUUCAACACCAAAAACUUUGCCUUCAAAUGGAAACAAAAUGCGAUCUGGAAUAGGAAGCAAAUAACGUGGGGAUUACAAGAAAAACACGGCCUGGAUAAUGUGACUUUCAUCAGACGAUUAGUAGAAAGUGAAAUAUCGAUAAAUUACGUCAAGAUGGACACACUGCUAAAAAUAGGAAAAACCGUGAGGGUGUUUGAAGCCACACUGAAGACAAAAGGAACAAUACAGAAUGUAGCGGCAAAAAUGCUUCAGAAUGGCUUUACGAAGGAGGACUAUCGACUGAUGAACGCUAAAAUACAGUUCUUUUCCACCAAGAAAUUGGCCCAUCCAAAUGUUGUAAAAUUUAUCGGAGCAAUACGACACGAUGAUACAUACGGCCCGAUUAUGAUUUUCGAACUUUGCUUGGAACACACAGUCCGGGAAUGGUUAGAGGACUUCCGAACGCAAGUUGAUGACGAUACUUUAAUGCAGAUAAAGAAGUUUGCGCUUGAUAUAGGACAGGGAAUGAUGUAUCUAUCUGAACAGAAGAUUAUUCACAAACGACUAGCUGCUAGAAAUGUUCUGCUGAAUGAUAAGUUAGAGGCGAAGGUUGGAUGUUUCGGACCACGACAUAAAGAUAAAUGUUCCCAUCCUUUUGAGAGGGAACGGAUGCCAAUUCAGUGGUUCGCCCCCGAGAGUCUUGUAGAGUUGAAUACGUAUUCAACGGAGAGUGAUGUGUGGUCUUAUGGAGUCACGUUGUGGGAAAUCUUUUCAGUAGGUGAUCUUCCUUACAUAAACUACAAUAACAGGGAGAUAAUCGACCUCCUGAACGAUGGCUAUCGAUUGAUGAAACCAAAAUACGCGGAUAGCAGGUUUUAUGAACUUAUGAAGUCGUGUUGGAAAAUGAAACCGGAAAACCGGCCAACGUUUUCCUCAAUCGUAAGGGAGCUGCACGACAUUGUAUCUGUAUGCUCCGAAUCAGAUGAAUAAAUAAUCAAUACUCGU